AUGUCAAAAAAAUACGCUUAUUACUUUUGUAAAACGCCACCAAAAAAUUACACCUUUCUUGGCUUCUAUAAAUAUCGUCGUCAGCAAUCUGACUUCACCUUUUCAUAUCAAAAAGAGUCCCGUAAACUUAGGUGCGAUCUUGAAGAACUAACGAGAGAAGAUUCAGAAGCAGUCAGAGUUUCUGCAAACAAGUUGAUACAGGACUAUAAGAAUCAUCGUGAAAAAUACCCUGAUGUUAAGAUGUUUUGGAAUAACAUAGAAUCAUCUGUUGCCGAUUCGAGUCUACGAUUAGAUAAGGUAAAUACGGCUCGAACAGUGAUACAUGGCACCGAGAUGUUGAUCAAAACUGCUUUAAACGAAGUUGAUAGCACACUGAAAACCGAUGGAGGUUUUGUCUCUAAUAAUGUACCGAAUGAACGACCAGCCGAAGAAGCUCUAUCUGAAGGAGUUUCUCCAAUCGGGAAUACAGACGAUAUUAUCAAAUCCAGAACUUCUUCAAAAAGAGGUUUGAAUUGUGAAAAGAACGAUGAUGUAGUUGCAAAACGAGGUAAAACCGGUGACAAAUCACAAGAUCAGGACACCUCCGAAAAGAGCACUGAGGAUGAACCACGUAAUACUCCACCACAAUACAUUUAUAUUAGCUCAGAUAGUGAAGAUGAAGAGCAUAAAUUGGAUGAGGAUGAUGACAGAUUCUUUGACGAUAUUAAUGAUAUGAAAAUGGUUUCAUUCAAUGACUAUUUAAACCAAAAUAAAGAGUCCGAAUGGAAAUUAAAAGAUGGUCGUCUAAUCGUUGAUAUUGUUAACAUUAAGACCGCUGAGUUAAUAAAAUUAGCUUCGGAGAAAGAGAAAGAACGAACGCAAAUUACGAAAAGUGUUAUCCGUAAAUACAGAUUAGGGCUUUCGUCAAUUAUCGAUUUAUCUUCAGAAUUUGAUGGUGGAAUGUAUACAUGGUUUGAGGAGGAAUGGAUAGAUAUUAAAAGAAUGGUCUAUGGAGUCGUUAAUAUGGAGCCGAACGCUUUCGAAGGAGAAAUAUCUAAUAUUAUAAAUACUAUUGAAGAGAUGUGCGAUAGUUACAAAUAUAAUGAAGUUCGCGAAUAUUUAUUUAAGAUUAAAACAAACGAACAUUCUAAAAUAACUCAGCAAGUAUCUGCGGUAUAUUUCUAUGUGAUCGAUGAAUUGUUAAAGAACCCGUUUAAGUUUGUUGAUAAAUCCGGCAGAUACCAAGAACUCACAGAGAUCGAAUAUGUGAUGUUCAUGACAGCGCCAAUAAUUAACAAUGUGUUUAGUGAUACACUAGAUUAUUUGAAAUUUCGAUGGGGUGAAACAUCCACAAACAUCAUGUCUGAUCGUCGUCGAAAAAUCGAUUUAAGAAUCGUCCACCAAUCAAAAAAAAUUGAACUCAGCCAUUCUGAAUGCGCAAAAGCACCAACUCCAGGAAAAGCAGUGCAAGAUCGUUCAAAAUGUCUACGAACGUUGAAAGGUGUCCUCGACAACUUGUUAAAAGAAGAUUUAACAGACGAAGAAGUUCAAGACUCAAAAGUCUUAGGGUUGCAGUUUGCUGGAAUAGAUCUACUUGAUGAUGGUCUGUAUUUCGGAUUGGAAGGACCUACUUUUAGUUUCCCAGCGCAACUUAUAAAUAUAAAAUGUCUUCGUGGAACGUUAGAGGCAUUAUAUUUCUUCAAACAAGAAAUUAUUAAAAAAAUGAAUCUAAUACCCGAUCCAAGAAGGGUGAACCACCCGUAUAAUCAGAUAUUUCACUCAAAUUCGGAUACUUUAAUAAAAGCAACCCAUUUCAAAACUGAAUUUAUUCGAGAAACACAUUUCACGCCAAAGAAAAAAAGAGACGGAAACAGUCAUACUCAAGGAUCUAAUGUUAACUGA
This is a messenger RNA of Funneliformis geosporum, 1881 nucleotides long. Lineage: Eukaryota; Fungi; Glomeromycota; Glomeromycetes; Glomerales; Glomeraceae. The record is from the annotation of a GenBank genome assembly.